AUGCCAGUCGUACCACCCAUGGAUGACGUUCGACCCUCAUCAAGGGGAAGCAGUAGUCAGAGGGAAGGUUCGAGUAGACCCGCAGCACCCGCUGGAAAAGUGGAUAAGAAGAGUGGGGACACACCGAAUGGGAAGGAUAAGGAGAAAGGUUGGAUAGAAGGUGUGGAUUACGCUUAUGAAUAUGUACCAGUCUCUCAGAGACGACAAGGUAGAAAGAAUAUGUGA
Kwoniella botswanensis is the source of this 225-nucleotide messenger RNA. RefSeq lists its product as uncharacterized. The record is from RefSeq and is a predicted model, not a curated record. Lineage: Eukaryota; Fungi; Basidiomycota; Tremellomycetes; Tremellales; Cryptococcaceae. The transcript is spliced from 2 exons. Bases 1 to 225 code for a protein of 74 amino acids.